AUGUUCAACGUGGUUGGCCAAUGUCCCACUGAUGUGCCUAUUAAAUCACCAUGUAGAUACCGUGGUGGACCAACAUAUUGCGACAUUGGCUGCGAAGGUAGCGAUAACUUUGACAUUAAGGCCGUAUUCACAGACCUGAGCCGUAGGCUACCGGCCGAUAGGAAAUCAUUUAGAUAUAUGUAUUUAUAUAACACUGCAAUAGAGGAAUUGCCGGCCAAUGCGUUCGCUGGCAUUCAAUUCAACAUCAUUUACACCAAUUAUGCGAAUCAAUUGAAACGCAUAAACGUCGCCGCGUUUGACGGAACGGCCGCAACACUGACUGAGGUUUAUAUUCUCAAUUCUCUAGUGUCUGAGUCGGUCACAAACGACUCCGACUUAUUCGGCGCUAUCGACACUUUAAAAGGGUUGGAAUACCUGUAUCUGAAGAAUACAAACGUACAAUCGCUGCCAUCAUUGUGUUUAUCGGAACGGGUGUCCGAACACGCCUUCACUGUCGGCCACAACAGCACUGAACAGAGUUUGGAAAUUAAUUUUGAGUCUCAACUCAAGGAUCCGUUCGACAGCCGGGCGUUUGAGUCGAUCGGAUGCGCGACUACUAUAAGGUUGGGAAAUAAUUCAAUGAAAUAUUUGGAUUCCAAUGAAUUUAAUGUGUUUUUGAGUCAAAACCCAAUGAAUACAGUGUUUGAUGAGAGCAUCGAUUGCGCCGAUAGUCGUAAUCAAUGGAUUCAAGAGAAAUACCCUAAAGUUUGGCGCGACUUGAAGUGCAAAUAA
Molecule: messenger RNA, 771 nt
Organism: Medioppia subpectinata
Lineage: Eukaryota; Metazoa; Arthropoda; Arachnida; Sarcoptiformes; Oppiidae
Source: the annotation of a GenBank genome assembly